Messenger RNA from Didymosphaeria variabile, 708 nucleotides. RefSeq lists its product as uncharacterized. The record is from RefSeq and is a predicted model, not a curated record. The transcript is spliced from 4 exons. Bases 1 to 708 code for a protein of 235 amino acids. NCBI's taxonomy places the organism in Eukaryota, Fungi, Ascomycota, Dothideomycetes, Pleosporales, Didymosphaeriaceae. Gene Ontology annotation, cellular component: mitochondrion. Gene Ontology annotation, molecular function: acetylpyruvate hydrolase activity.
AUGGCGGCGAGUAUACAGUCCAUCAAGCAGGGCUGCAGGAAGGUCAUGUGCAUAGGCAGGAACUAUGCCGACCACAUCGCCGAGCUCAACAGUGCCCGCCCCAAACAACCCUUCUUCUUCCUGAAGCCCCCGUCCUCGAUCUUGCUUCCAGGCGCUGGACCAGUCCUCCGUCCCCGUGGCGUGACCAUGCACUACGAAGUCGAGCUCGGUCUCGUCAUGGGCAAGACACUGCGCGACCUGGAUCCUGAGGACACCAAGGGAGCCAUGGACGCAAUUGAAGGCUAUCUCCUGGCCAUCGACAUGACCGCCCGUAACGUCCAGGACGAAGCCAAGAAGAAGGGUCUCCCCUGGUCUAUCGCCAAAGGCUUCGACACCUUCCUACCCAUCUCAAAUUUCAUCGCCAAGUCCCGGAUUCCGAACCCGCAAAACGCUCAUCUAUGGCUUUCUGUUAACAAUGAGAUCAAGCAAUCCGACAACACCGACUUGAUGCUGUUCCGGUACCCCAGGAUGCUGAGUGACAUCAGCCGCGUGAUGACUUUGGAGAAGGGUGAUAUUGUACUGACGGGAACACCCAAGGGCGUAGGACCGGUCAGGACGGGUGAUGUAAUGAGAGCGGGACUAAAAGUCGAUGGCAAGGAUAUUGAAGAGGCGAAUCUCGAGGUACCGGUCGCUGAUCGGGAUGGUCCGUAUGAGUUUAAGGAGACGUAG